This is a messenger RNA of Eurytemora carolleeae, 640 nucleotides long. It is a transcript of the gene RpL9, whose product is annotated as 60S ribosomal protein L9. Gene Ontology annotation, cellular component: ribosome; cytosolic large ribosomal subunit. The record is from RefSeq and is a predicted model, not a curated record. Gene Ontology annotation, biological process: cytoplasmic translation. NCBI's taxonomy places the organism in Eukaryota, Metazoa, Arthropoda, Copepoda, Calanoida, Temoridae. Gene Ontology annotation, molecular function: structural constituent of ribosome; rRNA binding. The transcript is spliced from 3 exons. The coding region runs from base 35 to 610 and encodes 191 amino acids.
UCAACUUGCUGACCGUUUUCUUUUCAGAAGAAAAAUGAAGGAAAUUAAUGCUUUUGAGCUGGUUACGGUCCCCGAGGGAAUAACUGCUUCCGUGAAAUCUAGAGUAAUUACGGUCAAGGGGCCCCGAGGAACUCUGACCAAGGACUUCAAGCACUUGGCCAUUGAUAUCUACAUGCCCAAGAAGGACACCAUCAAGGUCGAGAAAUGGUUCGGUAAGAAGAAGCAGAUUGCUGCUGUCAGGACCGUCUGCAGCCACAUCAAGAACCUUUUCAAGGGAGUCACCCUGGGAUUCCAGUACAAGAUGAGAGCUGUAUAUGCUCAUUUCCCCAUCAACUGCUCCAUCACUGAGGGAGGAACCCUGAUCGAGGUCAGGAACUUCUUGGGAGAGAAGUACAUCAGGAAGGUCCGCAUGGCCCCCGGUGUCACCGUGGAAAACAGCAAGGGACAGAAGGACGAGCUCCUUGUCCUCGGCAACUCAAUUGAUGCCGUGUCCCUGUCCGCUGCCCUCAUCCAGCAGUCCACCACGGUCAAGAACAAGGAUAUCAGGAAGUUCCUUGAUGGUCUCUACGUCAGCGAGAAGACUACCAUCAUCGCCGAACCUAAUAAAUAAAUUUCCUGAAUAAAGCGAUUCAACCCGUUU